This is a messenger RNA of Kluyveromyces marxianus DMKU3-1042, 1035 nucleotides long. RefSeq names its product putative serine/threonine-protein kinase PPG1 (gene PPG1). Lineage: Eukaryota; Fungi; Ascomycota; Saccharomycetes; Saccharomycetales; Saccharomycetaceae. The coding region runs from base 1 to 1035 and encodes 344 amino acids. The transcript has a single exon. Gene Ontology annotation, cellular component: FAR/SIP/STRIPAK complex. The record is from RefSeq and is a predicted model, not a curated record. Gene Ontology annotation, biological process: peptidyl-serine dephosphorylation. Gene Ontology annotation, molecular function: protein serine/threonine phosphatase activity.
AUGAACCUUGAUUGGUGUUUGGAACAGCUCUAUGAGGGCAAACUCCUUCCUGCAGAGACGAUUCGAGCGCUUUGCUUUAAAUUGAAAGAGCUUUUAGUGAAGGAGUCCAAUGUGGUGCAUAUCAGUACUCCUGUAACUGUGGUGGGGGAUAUUCAUGGACAGUUUCACGAUCUGCUAGAAAUAUUCCACAUUGGUGGACCACUGCCGUCAACAAACUAUGUGUUUUUGGGGGACUAUGUAGAUCGAGGCUUGUACAGUGUGGAAACUAUUACAUUAUUAAUCACACUAAAAUUGCGGUAUCCAAGCAGGAUUCAUUUAAUUAGAGGCAACCACGAAUCGAGGCAAAUCACCCAGAGCUAUGGAUUUUACACCGAGUGUCUGAACAAGUUUGGCGAAGGAAGUCAGGUAUGGCAGUAUUUUACUGAUCUUUUUGAUUAUUUGGUUCUUGCGUGUAUCAUUGACGACACAAUAUUCUGCGUUCAUGGUGGACUUUCCCCUAAUAUACAAUCCAUCGAUCAGAUACGAAUUAUAGAUAGAAUUAGGGAAAUUCCACACGACGGUGCGAUGGCAGAUUUAGUGUGGUCAGAUCCUGAAGACGAUAGGAACGAGUUUACGUCUUCGCAGUUCAAAGUUUCCCCGAGAGGUGCAGGUUACACUUUUGGCAGAGCUAUAGUGGACAAGUUUUUCAGCAUCAAUGGUGUCACCAAGAUGCUACGAGCUCAUCAACUUUGUAAUGAAGGGUAUCAGGACUAUUUCGGAGGGAAAGUUACCACUGUAUGGUCUGCUCCUAACUACUGCUACCGUUGUGGUAACAAGGCUUCUAUACUAGAGCUAUACUCACCAACGGAUUUUUACUUCAACGUUUUCGAUGAGGCCCCAGAAAACAAACUACUAACAGACCCAAUGCUUAAUGACAAAACACUACACUCUUUCUUUGACGAGGAAGAUGGUAUGAGUAGUGCCCAAUUUGACGUCUUCUCUGACGAGCAUCAAACUAAGUACGCCCAGAAAAGACAAAUUGACUACUUUUUAUAA